AGUGGCUCUUUUCCCCCUUUCUUUUUUUUUCCCCUUUCUUUUCCUUUUUUUGGUAGCCGCUCCCCUUUUCCUGAGGGAUGAGGUAAUGCGGGGCUCCGAUUGGUCCGGGGGGCGGCACCCCAACAACCCGAAAGGGGCGCGAUCAAGGCUAUAACUCCCCGCCGCCGCCGAGAGCGGAGAAAGCGCAGCCGGAGGAGCGCAACGAAGGUCGCGCCGACUGCAGGGACCGCCUUUUUCCCCGAAGGGCACCAGCCAGAAACUGCCCCGAAGUCCGGUGGAAAGCGAGCGAGUAACUUCGGUGCGCGGGGGAGAAGGAGAGAGACGAGGGAGCGCGCCCGGGAGAAGGCGAGGCUGCACCGAGCGCCAGAGUUUCCCCGAAGGCGGGGGGAAUCCUCUUUUCAGUCUUUGCCGGGAGGAACCGCGGGGCCGCGAUGUCGAGAGCGGUGCUGAGCCUUUUUGUGCUGCUCUGCAGCUGGAGCCUGGGGGACUUGCUGGUGGAAGCGUGUACCUGCGUCCCGGUCCACCCGCAGGAUGCUUUCUGCAACUCUGACAUUGUUAUCCGAGCCAAAGUAGUGGCCAAGAAGCUUAUGAAAGAUGGACCAUUUGGGACAAUGCGAUAUACUGUCAAACAGAUGAAGAUGUACAGAGGCUUUGACAAGAUGCCCCAUGUUCAAUAUAUCUACACGGAGGCCUCUGAAGGUCUUUGUGGGGUCAAGCUUGAAGUGAACAAGUACCAAUAUUUAAUUACAGGCCGGGUUUACGAUGGAAAGGUUUAUACUGGACUGUGUAAUCUGAAUGAGAAGUGGGACCGACUGACCCUCUCCCAGCGCAAAGGACUGAAUCAUCGUUAUCACCUAGGUUGCAGCUGCAAGAUUAAGCCCUGCUACUACCUUCCGUGCUUUGUCACCUCCAAGAAUGAGUGUCUGUGGACAGACAUGCUCUCCAGCUUUGGCCAGCCAGGGUACCAGUCAAAGCACUAUGCCUGCAUCAAACAAAAGGAGGGUUACUGCAGCUGGUACAGAGGAUGGGCACCUCCUGAUAAAACCAUCAUUAAUGCCACAGACCCCUGAAUACCCAGUCCUCUCUAUUCCUUCUUCUUUCCCUUCCAUGUGGCUGAGCAUUCUUGGACACUAACUCAUAUCAGAUCACGAUGGCAACAAUGAUAUUAGUGCCUGUUUCUUGCAAAUUUUAGCACUUCAAACAUUUGUGUUGUUAUUGUUUUAAAUCUAUGCUGUCUUAACUGAUUUUUUUGUUUGGUUUGGUUAUAAAUCUUUUUUUUUUAAAUAUUGCUCUCACCCAUUUUGGUCAGAAAAUGUUUGUCUGGGAACUUCAGUUUGCACACCAGAUAAAUAAUGGAGCCUUUGCUCUAAGUUAUAUUUCACUAUAUAUAUAGCAAUAUAAUCUAUAUUUUUGUAGGAAAACAAAAAUCUCAAAAAUUUCCCAGCUGAAUAUUGUAUCAUAAUUCCACCUCACCCUUCCUCCUUGCUCCAUAAGCUGUUUCUUUUCUCAGUGUAUUUGGUCCUCAAAACAUGUAGAUAAAACUUUCAAAAUACAAUGAUGCGGAUUAGAAAUGUGAGCAAAAAUAAGCCUCACAGUAGAUGGCUGGACAAGAAAAUUGUGAUAUAUGUACUGGAUGGGACAUUUGAGAGGGAAUUUAGCUGUGUGCAUUAAAAACACCACAUCAAAAUGGCUGUCAUGUUCCAAGUGUGAAUGUUGAACCUCUAUCUCAGUUUUGCACUGAGCACAAAUAGCAGCAUUUAAAAAUCAGCACCAAUUAGUUGCAGGUAAAAUUUAUUCCGACUGCAAAAACAAAGCAAAACUGUUUGGUACCAAACCAACUCCAGACAUUUUAGUGGUUUUAACCUGUCUGAAAGCUGCCUUUUCAACAUUUGUGAACAAAACAACACCUCAAAUAGUAUUGACACAGAAUAAAGUCACACAAAGUUAGUGAGGAACAAGGAGAAGAGUGGAAGAGACAUAGAAAAACCUUAAUAAAAAGGCUAUUGGUAUAAGAAACCAGCUGCAAAAACACUGUUCUGCUGAACAAAAAAUGUAUAUAGAUGUACUGACAUAAGCUAUUUUUGACAGGACAUGGAAUUGUUUCAUGCUAUAAGCAAUGAAAAAUAUGAUUCUUGUGUUUCAAAGUAGCAAUCUUCACAUUCCAGGUCACUGAUUACUAUUUUAUUUUUGUGUAAUUCUAAAGAUGUUAAGACUCCAGUGGUUUCUACAGUAGAGAUAAUAAUCUGUGUUUAUUCCCCUCUGUGUGUGCUUUCCUCUCUCCAUUCACCACAAUAUGGGCCAAUUCAAAUAAUUGUUCAAUGAAUUAUUAUCACUUAUUCCCACCUUUUGGCAUUUACAUGAUAAACAAUCUUGUGAAAGUGUUCUUAGUGUGGUAAAACUUCAGGUUAAAACUGUGCUCACGACCUGGGGUUCAAAUCCCAGGUAGCCGGCUCAAGGUUGACUCAGCCUUCUAUCCUUCUGA
Pogona vitticeps (central bearded dragon) is the source of this 2482-nucleotide messenger RNA. It is a transcript of the gene TIMP3, whose product is annotated as TIMP metallopeptidase inhibitor 3. The record is from RefSeq and is a predicted model, not a curated record. Gene Ontology annotation, biological process: response to cytokine; negative regulation of membrane protein ectodomain proteolysis; negative regulation of endopeptidase activity. Gene Ontology annotation, cellular component: extracellular matrix. Gene Ontology annotation, molecular function: metalloendopeptidase inhibitor activity; protease binding. NCBI's taxonomy places the organism in Eukaryota, Metazoa, Chordata, Lepidosauria, Squamata, Agamidae.